AUGACCGAUCUCGAGGCAGCGACGGCAGGAGCCACGCACCUCGUGGUGGCCAUCCCGUCCCAAUUCCUCCAGGCCACGCUGCCGCGUGUGCGCAAGCACAUUCGAGCCGAUGCGUCGGUGCUGAGCGUUGUCAAGUCGUUGCACUACGAGGACGCACGCAAUCGGCUCAGCCUUCCGUCGAGCGAGAUCUUGCAACUGCUUGGAGGCACGCACGAAGUCUGCGCCCUCUGCGGUCCCAACAUUUACCACGAGAUGACGAGCGACGCCUCGUUCGCGGAGGCCACGAUUGGCUGUGCGGACAGCGUGAGCGGCCGUGUCGCGGCCGCGCAGUGGCACGCGCUUCUCAUGGCCGAUUACUUCGCGACGCCCGACGCGAACGUGAUAGCCCUCGGCACUGGCUUUGGGACUGGGUGCGGUCACGGCGCCAACGUGUGCGCCGCCAUCAUGCGUGUGGGCCUGGGCGAAAUGGAGCGGUUCGCGCGGCGCUUCCUCGGCGCAGCGGACGCGCGCACCUUCUACGAGGAGGCCUGCGGCGUGGGCGACCUCGUGCUCACGUGCACCACCGGCCGCGGCCACCAGCUUGCCGCGGCCUUCGUGCGCGGCGACGAGCACACGCGCGACGUGCAGACACCCCACGCGCGUUGGGCGGCCCUAGAGGCGAAGCUGUUUCCAGGGAUGUGCCUGCCCGACUGGCACUCGGCCAAGGCGCUGAAGGCCUUCCUCGCGGCCCACUGCGCCGAGCACGCCUUCCCGCUCCUGUGCGCCAUCGGGCGCAUCAGCCACGGUCGCGAGCCCGCGGCGCACAUCGUGGGGGUCGACUCGUGCGUGAAGCGACCGACGCGCCGGCAUCGUUGGCUGCUGUGGCCGCUGCUCGCCGCGGUCGUGGCAGCGCUGCCGCUCCUCCCGGUGGAGGUAUGGCUGCCGCACAUGGACCUGCCUUCCGACGACCUCUCGAGCACGGCGGAUCCGCUCCCGCCCUUGAGCCCGGCCGACGUGCCGUCCUUCCUGAACGCCACCUGCCUCAACAGCGAGCGCCGGUUCCCACUCGUGGCCUAUGGGGCCGUGCUGAUGCGCGGGUUCGCCGUCGAGGAGGCGGCGCAGUUCGAGCGGUUCGCGAUGGCGUACACGGACCGGCUGGACAACAUCUACCUAGGCACCUCCCCUCGCGAGUCCGUCAACAACUUUGCCUCCUACUUAGACGCUCGCUGUCCUCGGUAUGCUCGAGCAUCCUAA
This is a messenger RNA of Emiliania huxleyi CCMP1516, 1233 nucleotides long. Its product is annotated as NAD-dependent glycerol-3-phosphate dehydrogenase. The transcript has 5 exons. Gene Ontology annotation, molecular function: glycerol-3-phosphate dehydrogenase [NAD(P)+] activity; NAD binding. Gene Ontology annotation, cellular component: cytosol. Gene Ontology annotation, biological process: glycerol-3-phosphate catabolic process; carbohydrate metabolic process. Bases 1 to 1233 code for a protein of 410 amino acids. The record is from RefSeq and is a predicted model, not a curated record. NCBI's taxonomy places the organism in Eukaryota, Haptophyta, Isochrysidales, Noelaerhabdaceae.